AUGGACUUGAAUAAAAUCUGCUUACAUCUUGCUUUGUGGAAAGAACUUCUUGCAGAACCAGGAGUAAUUAAGCAGCAGUCAUCCCUGAGGCCUGGUGAAGAGGGUGAUGCUGACUCAUCAAGGGAGACCAGUAGUGGUGGAAGCAGUGACUGUGAUGAGAGGCGGUCCAAAUCCUCUUCCGAUGGGCUGUGGAACCAGCACAGCCUUGUAAAUCAAAAUGCCCAGCAACUAAAUAGACUAUCAUUGAGGGACAAGUCUGUCACGGGUUCAUCGAGCGAUGAAGCUGAAAUUUCGAAUUCUCUUGGGGUGCUCUUGUUCGAGUAUUUGGAACAGGAGCAACCACAUCAUCGAAGACCAUUGGCUGACAAGAUAGCAGUUCUGGCAUCUCAAUUUCCAGUGCUGAAGAAGUGCAGGAGCUGUGAUUUACUGCCUUCUAGUUGGAUUUCUGUAGCUUGGUAUCCAAUAUAUAGAAUACCCAUGGGUCCCACGUUGCGGGAUCUGGACGCUUCUUUCUUAACCUUUCAUUCUUUGUCCACACAAUCCAGAGCUCUGAGUACAGUUCAGCCACGCUACCAUGGUGCAACUGGCAGGAAAGUUCUUGGCAAUGUAAAUGCGUGCUCAAGAAUUUCGUUACCAGUCUUUGGCCUUGCCACAUACAAACUGAAAGGGUCAAUCUUGAGUCCAUGUGGACCUCAUGAAUCCGAGCAAGAAGAUUCUCUAUUGCAAGCUGCAGACAGUUGGCUUCGACGCUUGCAGGUUAUCCUUCCCGAUUACCAGUUUUUCCGUGUGCACUAUUCUCCAUGGAGAUGA
Nicotiana tabacum (common tobacco) is the source of this 810-nucleotide messenger RNA. The record is from RefSeq and is a predicted model, not a curated record. Lineage: Eukaryota; Viridiplantae; Streptophyta; Magnoliopsida; Solanales; Solanaceae.